GGCAUUAUUAUUAUCGUUAUGAAACAAGUGGUUCGGUGUUAUAAAUUACAAUCGUUAAUAAUUAUUGCAACACAGUGCGCGGUCGGUCGGACCGACUUUAGCGUUCGUCAGAUGUUAUUGUGUACACUAAUAUGUUAAUCGCACUUGAAUGGGUGGGAAUACAAUUUCUAUAUUAUCGAGUACACGGCAACAAAAACAUAUUAAUUUUUUUUUAGUACUGUUUGACUUUUACCCGAACAGUUGUAUGCGAUACGCGUCGAACAAAGAACGGGUUUUUACACAGUUUACACAGUUUUUUACCACCCAAUUCUCUCUACUGCUGCUGCUGCUGCUGCUGCUUCGACUGGUCUCGCUACAGCCCGUCUCCAAACGAUACACACGCUGUAUGGAUUUAACAACAAUCAAAUAAAAUGAGCAAUAGCGGCAAUGAUUGGUUUAGCAUAGAAGCUAUCACCAGCGAAGACCGGCAAGCGGUAAUAGAAUUUUUAAAGAAAUUUUUUUACCGCGAUGAACCACUGAAUAAUGCACUCGGAUUGAUGGAUGAUGCUAAAGCAAUAGUCAAAUUGGAAGCUUACUGUAAUUCGCUAUUGGACAGUGGACUAGCUUGCAAAGCUGUAUCUAAAGACGGCCAUUUGAUUGGCGUUAUCUUAAACGGAGUUAAAUGUAAAUUCGACAAGCACGAAGACGACACCGAAGACGACACGAAGUUUAAACUUAUUAUGACGUUUCUCAAAAAAGUCGACAAUGAAGCGAAUGUCUUUGGUCAGUAUCCAAACGUGUGCAGAAUACUUUAUAUCGAUACUGUUUCAGUGGACGACAAGUACAGAGGCAAAGGAGUGUGCAAAGCACUAAUUGACAAGACUAGAUGCUUGCAUUUAUUUUUCAGAGAGUUGGCAUUCAAAAACCGAUGUUCCAUGGUUUAUAUAGAGUGUAGCAAUUAUUUUUCCGCCAAAGCAGCGGAAAAACUAGGAUUCCAAUGUAUUUACACAUUGUCCUACAAAGACUACUUAAACGACCAAGGACAACCAAUUUUCAACCCUCCGCCGCCGCAUACACACUCUAGGGUGUAUGUCUUACCAUUAGACAACGACUAAAAGCUUUAGUUUAUUCUUGAGUAUUCACUUUACAAUACCUUAAUCAGCUUAGUCGGUAAAUUAAGUUCAUAAUACUACUCGUUAAUUAUUAUUUUGUUAAAGGCAUAUUAGUCAAACCACCUCAACCAAUCGCCUCACAUUUUACUGCCUAUGUUUUCCUGAACUACUUCUUAUAAUGUGCUGAUUUCAUUUCCAAAUGCUAUCUGACUUAGACUCCUCACUCAUCCAUCUACACGUUUUUUGUUUUAGCUACUUCUGUUUUUCUGACACUCAAAGUGCACGUUAAGUAUUUAUUUGACACUUUGUUCUACUCAACAUAUCUUCAUACGAGCUGCUUUUUUAAAUCUUUUAACUCCUCAUUACUAAUUUUUAAGUACUGUGUUUUAGACUUAUCUACUUAUUUUCAGACUAUUUUCCUUCGAUUUUUCCUUUAAUUGCUCAAAUUUAACUAAUACAAUUUCUGUGCUUUCAUUUGCCAAAACUCUUGCCAGGAAUUCUUCUAUCCCAUUACACACUCAUAUAACACGCUCUAUUCUUUCUCUAAACCGGCUUGAAUGUUGACCUUUCAGCUUUCUGAAUAUAAACCCUUAUUGAUUCUUUCUUGUUGGUUUUAUACUUUUAUCUACCUCACAUUAGUAAAGUUCCUGAAUUUAUAUUCUCUCGGAGCAAAUCUCUACGCCACCUUUCCCCUCCCCCUUCUUUUGUUCCUAGUCUUCUAUUCAGAUCUACCUUUACUAUCUUGUAUUGCUGUAUUAAAUUACAUUUAUUAUUUUUUUGUUUGGGGGGGUAAUAGAUAUUCUUUGUUCUGUGUCAUCAAUAUUUAUUUAUAUAUAU
Molecule: messenger RNA, 1928 nt
Organism: Adelges cooleyi (spruce gall adelgid)
Lineage: Eukaryota; Metazoa; Arthropoda; Insecta; Hemiptera; Adelgidae
Product: arylalkylamine N-acetyltransferase 1-like
Exons: 4
Coding region: 411-1094 (227 amino acids)
Molecular function (GO): N-acetyltransferase activity
Source: RefSeq, a predicted model, not a curated record